This is a messenger RNA of Megalops cyprinoides (Indo-Pacific tarpon), 870 nucleotides long. Its product is annotated as trace amine-associated receptor 7e-like. Gene Ontology annotation, molecular function: G protein-coupled receptor activity. Bases 1 to 870 code for a protein of 289 amino acids. Gene Ontology annotation, cellular component: membrane. Gene Ontology annotation, biological process: G protein-coupled receptor signaling pathway. The record is from RefSeq and is a predicted model, not a curated record. The transcript has a single exon. Lineage: Eukaryota; Metazoa; Chordata; Actinopteri; Elopiformes; Megalopidae.
AUGCUCUCUUUCAACACGACUGUUCCUCUCGCGUUCGACUUUCUUCAUACAGAAGACUACUUCAUUUUUCUGUUCCAUAUUGUCUUUGCUACUAGUGCGGUCUUUCUCGCUGGGUCAGUGGCAAUUGGAAUAUUGAGUACAAAGAGUCUUCGAAUUCAAAACAGAUUUAUUUUCAUGCUCAACACCAGCAUUAGCGACACGUUGAUUGGGUUUUCCGUUUAUUAUCUUGGUCUUUUUGAUGUACAAGAGGGAUACCCGUCAAGGAAUGGUACAUUUUACAUUCUACCUUCUCUUCUUGGAGUAAACGUCCUUACUUUUCUGUUUGCACAGAUUGACCGCUACGUUGCUGUUUGCCAUCCUUUCUUUUAUAGUCGCUACAUUACGCGGCCGAUGAUCAUUGCAACUUGUGUCUUUUGUUGGUUUGUCACAUAUCUUACAUUAGUGCUGCAAAACACUGCCCCUGUCUCGAAAGCUGCACAAAUAAGCGCAAUUAGCGUUAUGGCUUUACAGAUAGUAGUGAUCACUAAAGUGCUGAUGACUAUAAAGCUGUACAUAGUUGCCAGGUACCAACUUGCACGAGAUCCACCGAGCGCUGAGAAGGAGAACAAGAAGGAAUCUUUGAGGAUCAUAGUGUUUGUAGUCAUAUGUUUCUUAACGCUGUGGUGUCCCUCCUUUGUUAAUAUCAUUGUUAGGCAAAUGACUUUAUACGGCCUGAAAUUCAGGAAUGAAGCUACUAACCUCUUUGCCAUAAUGGCACGAUUUAACGCACUUAGCACACCAGCGGUGUACAUCUGGGGGAGCCCCGCGCUUCGCGAGGCUGUGAAGCAAACCGUGUGGAGAAGAAUGUGUCCAAAGAAGAAAAUAAGGUAG